CAUAGAAUAGUUCCUCUGAGAGAUGGUGGAACCCUGCGCGAGACCGUACUCUGCACAAGUCCGCAGGUUUGAUGCUGAGGCGUCAAAGCGUACAUCUUCCGCGGUGCGACCGCUGUCGGCUAGGCUUGAAGGUUGGUCCGCUCCUUCGAAAAACUCUGGCAUCGCAGAGGUCUUGGCCACCAGCUGUCGGGAGCUGAAAGCAGAAUUACCACCAGAGCUGCGAUGCCCCGAGGCAGCGAUUCUCCAGUUGGCACCUGGCACAAAGUUGCGGAACUGCAGGUCUAACAGCUGCUGUUGGAGGUGGGUUGCCACGAGGUUGCUGGACGAGUGCGUGUCUGCAACUGGCCGCGCAACAGAGAUGCGUAGAGUACUGGAAGAGGAGCUGGGAGACUCGAUCCUGCAGCAGUUCCUCAACUUAGAGACUGAGCAUGAGGUUUUGCAGGCCCGCCUUAACGAGGAAAGGCACGAACUGGGGACUGAACGAGCACUUCGCAGUAGCCUGGAGGAACAGCUCGCUGAUAUGCAGGUGCAGCUGAAAGAGGCCCAAGAGCAUGCCGCCACCAUGGACUCGGCAGCACGGCGUGCGAUCUCCGCAAAGCACAAAGAGGAGGCUACAGUCAAAGAUCUGCGUGAGGAACUUGAGAGACUGAUGAGAAACAGCCCCGAAGUGCUGCGACGCCGCACCGCCCAAGCGGAAGCUGAAGUGGAACGAAUCCGCGCAGAAACAGAGAAAAUCACGGAGAAACACAAGAAAGACAUGCUGGACGAACGAGAUCAGAAGACAAAGCUCUUCAUAAAGCUCAAAGAGCUGCAGGUCGAGCUCUGGAGUCUGGGAAUUCGUGACUUUGGGCACGGACUCUAUGGGAGUUAUAUCAUGUUAUAUCAUGUAUCAGUAUGUUAUUUAAGGGCUGCCGCCCCUGCCGCCGACCCCGGAAGAAGUGGCAAGGAAGCAAAGCUGGCAGCUCGACCUUUUUGCUAUGUACAUCGUUGUGAAAUAUAUUUGAUAGAUAUUUGA
Cladocopium goreaui is the source of this 1015-nucleotide messenger RNA. The record is from the annotation of a GenBank genome assembly. NCBI's taxonomy places the organism in Eukaryota, Dinophyceae, Suessiales, Symbiodiniaceae.